GUUAGUGUUAGUUGAGUGGAGUCAGUGUGAAGUGGUGACAUGUUGCUGAGGAGCGUCUGGAUUCUGCUGUCAGGCUUCACUGCUGCUGCUGCUGCUGCUGCUGCAGUGUUUGUCCAGAAGCACGAGGCGAAUGGCGUGCUGCAGAGAUGGCGGCGAGCCAACAGUGGCUUCCUGGAGGAGCUGAAACAAGGAAACCUGGAGAGGGAAUGUAUCGAGGAGAUAUGUGACUAUGAGGAGGCGCGAGAAGUUUUUGAAGAUGACACCCAGACGAGGCAGUUCUGGCUGACGUACGACCGUCGCGACCCCUGCCUGAUUAACCCGUGUCGUAACAACGGCUCAUGUGUCCACAUGGGGACGUCCUAUGAAUGUCACUGUCCCGAAGGGUUUGAAGGACAACACUGUCAAACGGUGAUAGAAGACAUCCUGAAGUGUCUCUACCAGAACGGACACUGUCAACAUUUCUGUGACAGCUCAGGACAAAGACGGAAAUGUUUCUGCGCUGACGGAUACAAACUGGGAGAAGACGGGCGGCAGUGUGUUGCUCAGGUGGAGUAUCCGUGUGGUCAGCUGCCUCCACAAGAAACAGGCCUGAACCAGACUGUGGUGGAUCAGACCAGACUGGUGGGGUCCAACCACUGUCCCAAAGGAGACUGUCCAUGGCAGGUUCUGGUUCGGUUAAAAGGAAACAGUCACUGUGGAGGAGCUCUGAUCAGUCCAAACUGGGUCGUCAGUGCCGCCCACUGUAUCCAUGGCAACAACCCUCAAAGCCUCACUGUGGUGGCAGGGGAACACAAUUUGGACGUGGAAGAAGGCACCGAGCAGAUCAUACCUGUUUCCAUGGCGAUCUCCCAUGACGGCUAUGUACCGGCAACGGGUGACAGUGAUGUCGCCUUGUUGCAGCUGAGUCGUCCCAUCACUCUGAACCGCCACGCCAUCCCUGUCUGCCUGCCCACCAGAGACUUCGCUCAGCAGGAGCUCCUCCCAGUCCGCUACCACACCGUGUCAGGCUGGGGCAAGAGGACCAGCGGGGGCAACGCUGACAUCUCCGGGGCGACUCCCACUGUCCCGGUCUCCCCUGUCCUCCGUAGGAUGUCCGUCCCCAUCGUCCAGAACUCCCAGUGCUCCCAGAGAGCCCAGUUCAACUUCACUGACAACAUGCUGUGUGCCGGAUACCUGGAAGGUCGUCAGGAGAGCUGCCGCGGCGAUGACGGGAGCCCGCUGGUCACACCCUACGGCUCCACACACUUCCUGAUGGGCGUGGUCGGUUGGGGCCGGGGUUGUUCACACCCGGGGUAUUAUGGGGUGUAUACCAACAUGGCCAACUUUGUGGACUGGGUGGAGGGCAUCAUGAAAGACCCGCCCACGAUGAUGACGAUGGAGAAAGCUUUGGAGAUGCUGGAACAGAAACUGGUUUACAGAAUAUGUUUAAGCUCUCCCUUCUCCUGCCCUGCCUCCUGCCCCUCCCCCUUCUCCUCUUCCUCCUGCCCCUCCUCCUUGCUCAGGUCACUGUCCUCCCUGUGGCCCCUCGCCCUCCGUCCCUCCUCCUCCCUCAGGUCACUGUCCUCCUUGUGGCCCCUCCCCCUCCGUCCCUCCGUCCCUCUGUCCCUCUGUCCACAUUCAGACUGUGUUCCUUCAUCUCAUCACAGAAUAAUUCAAGCUCGCCGUCCACCCCAGGCCAUGUUUUGGUUUCACCGCCUGUCCCUCGGCCUCCUGCUGCUGCACCUGGCCGCCACCGCCGCUCACGUAGUCUUUUUGGACAACGAGGCGGCCAAUCAGGUUCUGACCCGCAGAAGACGAGCCAAUAGCUUCUUGGAGGAGCUGAAACAAGGCAACAUGGAGCGGGAGUGCGUGGAGGAGCGCUGUGACUGGGAGGAGGCGCAAGAGAUCUUCGAGGACAAAGACAAAACUAAUGAAUUUUGGGCCAAAUACGUUGAUGGCGACGCAUGCGAUUCCAUGCCCUGCGCUCAUCAAGGACUCUGCAAAGAUGGGAUCGGCAGCUACACCUGUUACUGCCAGCCCGGGUACCAGGGCUUCAACUGCGAAAUUGUUAUUCCUGAGCUCUGUGAGAAUAAAAAUGGAGGCUGCCAACACUUCUGCAACGUGGUGCGAGGAAACGUUGAGUGCUCCUGCGCCAACGGAUACUUCCUGGGACCAGAUUACAAAUCCUGUGACUCCAAUGAACCCUUCAAAUGUGGUGCCAUCAUCAGCGGAAAGACACGGACUGUUUUCAGGUAUGACCGCCAGAACACCACAAAGGAGGACGCCACCGGGUCCAACCUGACGGACCUCAGCACCAACUCCACCCAGCACCAGUCCAUGUCCAACACGUCCUCACUUCCUGGGAACACAAGCAACAAUAGGGUCCUUCCAGAGUUUGCGAUCUUUGAAGAGGAGAUCUUGUCUGAGAACAUGGGUACGACCCGCAUUGUCAACGGAGAGGACUGUCCACCGGGACAAUGUCCAUGGCAGGCUCUCCUCCUGAACGAGGAGGACCGAGGGUUCUGCGGAGGAACCAUCCUCAACGAGUAUAUUAUUCUGACCGCCGCCCACUGCAUGAACCAGUCACGCUACAUCUAUGUCAAGCUGGGUGAGUUUGACGUGGCGGUGGAGCAUGGGAAUGAAGCCACGCACCAGGUGGAGACCAUCAUCACCCACAACAAGUACAGACCAGACACCUACCACAACGAUAUCGCCCUCAUCAAACUGGUCACACCCAUCACCUUCACCAGAUACAUCCUGCCCGCCUGCAUCCCAGAGGCCGACUUCGCUGAGAAGGUGCUGAUGCGGCAGUCGGUGGGCAUCGUAAGCGGUUUCGGCCGUGUCGGCGAGGGGCGGCAGCCAUCCCAGAUCCUGCAGCGCCUUGCCCUACCCUAUGUGGAUCGACACACCUGCAUCGAAUCCACCCAGCUGCGAAUCUCCUCCCGCAUGUUCUGCGCAGGCUACGACACAAUAGCCAAGGAUGCCUGCCAAGGUGACAGCGGUGGGCCGCAUGUCACAAGCUACGGCAACACCUACUUCAUCACCGGCAUUGUGAGCUGGGGUGAAGGCUGCGCACGCAAAGGCAAAUAUGGCAUCUACACUCAGGUGUCCAAGUACAUCCGCUGGAUCAACGAAGGCAUUGAAAAACUGGUGCCCAAAGAGCAGGGCGGCGGCACGGCAAGGAGGCGCCGUGGAGCCAUCCAAAGGCUGGUUCUGUAAGACGCUGCCCGCUGGUUUUCAUUGGUUGAGACCAUCAAGCAGAGAUCAGCCACACUUUGUGUGUCUCGUAAUCAUUGAUGUUUCCACGUCACAAACUCUGAACAACUUUUAUCAUCUGACAACAUUUAAAAAACCAACAGUCUUAAAACUGCAGUCAUUACUAUGUUUGGCCACUGGGGGGCAGCACAACAUCCUGGCAAUAACAAUGCUCAACCUAUGAUUAGCUUCUAGUGGCUAACACGUUAACAAACAGCAGAGAACCAUGAUCACUGACAGGGUCCUUUAUAACUGUAGGGGUUCCUCAGGGUUCUGUUCUCGGUCCCUUGAUAUUUGAGUUAACAAGGCUUUAAUGAGGCAGCAGAUCUGUAAUCAGCUUGUAAAGCAGUCAUUGCUAACACGUUAGCAUACGUUAGCGUUCAGUCUUGUUAAAACAUUUCAAAUGUGUGUGUUUCCUGUGUUGUUUAUCAGCCGCUGUCAGGAAUGAACUUUUAAAAAUAAAGAAAUAUAAUAACAUGACAA
Molecule: messenger RNA, 3717 nt
Organism: Epinephelus fuscoguttatus (brown-marbled grouper)
Lineage: Eukaryota; Metazoa; Chordata; Actinopteri; Perciformes; Serranidae
Gene: f10
Product: coagulation factor X
Exons: 17
Coding region: 40-3198 (1052 amino acids)
Biological process (GO): proteolysis
Cellular component (GO): extracellular region
Molecular function (GO): serine-type endopeptidase activity; calcium ion binding
Source: RefSeq, a predicted model, not a curated record